This is a messenger RNA of Acanthamoeba castellanii str. Neff, 2631 nucleotides long. RefSeq names its product Lecithin:cholesterol acyltransferase. The transcript is spliced from 15 exons. Gene Ontology annotation, biological process: lipid metabolic process. Bases 1 to 2631 code for a protein of 876 amino acids. The record is from RefSeq and is a predicted model, not a curated record. Gene Ontology annotation, cellular component: cytoplasm. Lineage: Eukaryota; Discosea; Longamoebia; Acanthamoebidae.
AUGGGACGAGGUGGUCGGAAGAAGGGCACCAAGCCGACGCAGGGCGAGGCCUCUGGUGCACCAGGAGGAGAGGACGCCGACUGGGUGCUCGUCGAGGGCGGCAGCAAGCCAUCGAAUUCAAAAUCGAGUGCACUGCCGGGCGGACGUGACUCCAGCAACGACGUCCCAGCCAAUCCAUCUGCCGAGACCAACGCGGGCGAGAAGAAGAAGAAGAGGAAGCGAAAGGGACGUGGCGGCAGCAGCGAAUCUCAAUCCAGCGACAAAUCGAAAGAAGAUCACGAUUCCAGUCGUCAGGCCACCGAUGCAGCUGAUGAUUCGUCGACGAAGAACCAGGCGGGCAAGAAGGAGAAGACCGCAAACGCUCGCCGCCACCCCGGCAGCCGACGACAGUGGCUCCAAUCAGCAGCAGCAGAGAAAGCGGAAGCGCAGGAGGACCGGAGGCGGCUCUUUCCGUUGCUGCGUCAGUUUGUGACGGUGUUCCUCCUGGGAGCCCUGACGGCCCUCAGCGUGUGGCUCUACAUUGAUCUCAUAAUUGUGGCCGAGGAGGCCUCCCAGAUCCGUCCCUUCACCGAGCGCGCUGCUCACGUUGCCGCCGAAGCGCACCACAGGGCAGCCGAGGUGGCGAUGGAACUGCAACACAGUUUGGAUGACAUCUCCUCCUACAUGGAAGGCAUGUUUUCUGCCAACAAGAAACACUUCCGCAUGCGGAUCUGGGGAACAGUGACCAUGAUGCAGAAGCUGCUUCUCGAUAAACAGUGUUGGCUAGACCAUGUCAUGCUCGACAAGGAGACCGGGCUGGACCCGGAGGGCAUCAAGCUGCGCGCCGCGACUGGCCUCGAGGCGGCCGACUACCUCUUCCCGGGCUACUGGGUCUGGGGCAAACUCAUCCAGAAUUUUGCAGAUAUCGGGUAUGACAGCAACAACCUGUUCAUGGCGGCCUACGACUGGCGUCUGUCGUUCAAGGGCCUGCAGCAGCGGGACCAGUACUUCACUAAGCUCAAGCACAUGGUCGAGCUGGCCUACGACACCAACAACCACCGGAAGGUGGUCAUCCUCACCCACAGCAUGGGCUCCAACGUGCUGCUCUACUUCCUCAACUGGGUUCAGGCCGACCCCGCCACCAACGGCGGCGAUGGAGGCGGCGAGUCGAGCGAGUGGGUGGACAAGUACAUCGAGUCGUGGGUCAACAUCGCCGGUCCCAUGCUGGGCGUGCCCAAGGCGCUGGCUUCCCUCUCCAGCGGUGAGAUGCGCGACACCGCCCAGCUCGGAGCGCUGGAGACGUAUGUGAUGGAGAACUUCUUCUCGCGGCGCCAACGGGCCGAGAUGCUGCGGUCGUGGGGCAGCAUUGCGUCGAUGCUGCCCAAGGGCGGCGACUACAUCUGGGGCAACUCCACCUUCGCGCCCGAUGGCGUGGUCGUCAAGGGCCACAUGAUUUCCUUCGAACCGCACGAGCGCGAGGAGACCAUCGAAGACGAGGCCCUCCGCGCCGAGCUCGAGAACGACGAACCCGCCGUCGAUGAUGUCAAUGUCGACGCAAACGCUGACGUCACUGUCGACGUUGUCAGUGGCGGCAGCGGCAGCUUGCUGGGCGUUGUGGGCGCCGAGGCCACCGGGGUGGUCGACCCGCUGACGAUCGAGGCGCAGGCCGUGAACACGUCAUCGCUGCAGGCGACGACGCCGGCGAAGCCGUCGAGUGGCAGUGACGCGAGCGUGCAGGAGGUGAUGAGGAGGACGCUCAAGAAGAUGAAGAGCAGCAUCAGCAACAACAAGAACAAGAAGAGAAAACGCAGCGCCUCGGCGCCGUCGCCCGCGCAGCACGCGCUGGUUCGCAACGUCACCAUGGGCGACGCCAUCGAGUGGAUGAUCAAGGUCGCCGACGACCCCCACUUCGAGCGCUACAUCAGGUCGGUGUACAGCUACGGCGCGGAGACGGACGGACGGAAGCUCUUAAUUGGGCCGCGCGAGGCCAAGUACUGGAGCAACCCGCUCGAGUCGUCGCUGCCCAACGCGCCCCACAUGAAGAUCUACUGCUUCUACGGCGUGGGCAAGGGCGCGGAGCGGGCUUACGUGUACCGCCACACGGACUUGGCCGACGAGCUGCAGCAGACGGUCAAGGAGCACGAGGUGGGCGGGCUCGUGGGGGACCUGGCCGGCGGCGACGGCGACGACGGGCAGGUCAAGGCCGGCGAGGCCGGCGGGCAGGACAUCGAGGAGGAGGAGCACGACGUGCCCUUCCGUAUCAACAACGAGGUGAACGAUCCCGAAAACGACCUGGUCUCUGGCGUUCAGGACUCUCAGGGCGACGGCACCGUCCCACUGAUGUCGCUCGGGUAUAUGUGCGUGGAGGGAUGGAAGCGGGAGGACUACCCGUACAAUCCGGCCGGCAUCAAGGUGCUCACGCGCGAGUACCCGCACCAGCCGUCGUCCGUGUUCUCCGACAUCCGCGGCGGUCCCGCGACAGCGGAUCACGUGGACAUCAUGGGCAACUACGAGAUGACCAUCGACAUCCUCCGCCUCGUGUCGAACCAGGCCAACAAGGUCGAGGAGAGGAUCGUGUCGCCCAUCAAGGACUACGCUCGCGGUGUGGACCUUCGCUGGAUCGACGUCAACAAGCCUGAAGAGGCGAACUAG